Messenger RNA from Juglans microcarpa x Juglans regia, 1227 nucleotides. RefSeq names its product protein FAR1-RELATED SEQUENCE 5-like. The record is from RefSeq and is a predicted model, not a curated record. Gene Ontology annotation, molecular function: zinc ion binding. The coding region runs from base 1 to 1227 and encodes 408 amino acids. Lineage: Eukaryota; Viridiplantae; Streptophyta; Magnoliopsida; Fagales; Juglandaceae. The transcript has 7 exons.
AUGAAUAAAAGUUUCGGAUAUUUCGUCGUUGGCUCUGGUGGAUUAGAGAACCUCCCAUUUUUAGAAAAGGAUUGUCGUAAUUAUAUCGACAAGGCAAGACAUCUAAGGCUUGGUAAAGGUGGUGCUGGAGCGCUUCGAGAAUAUUUUUAUAGGAUGCAGUACAAAAAUCUCGGUUUCUUUGCACUGAUGGAUUUUGAUGAUGACGGGAGGUUAAUGAAUGUCUUCUGGGCAGACCCCCGUAGUAGGGCAACCUACCAAUACUUCGGUGAUGUGGUGACAUUUGACACUACAUACCUGAUGAAUAGAUAUGAGAUGCCUUUUGCACCAGUUGUUGGUUGUAUGGAUGGUAUCGCUUCGAAAGCUAUUAUCAUCGAUCAGGAUAGAGCGAUGAAAAAUGUAAUUGCUAUUGUCUUUCCUGAAAGCCGACAUCGACUUUGUUUGUGGCAUAUACUGAAAAAAGUACCUGAGAAGCUGUCCUCCUAUGCUUCCUACAAAAGUGGGAUGAAGAAUCCAUUGAUGAAAUGUGUGUAUGACACGCAAACUGGUGAAGAGUUUGAGAAAUCUUGGGAUAAGUUAAUCACUACUUACAACUUGCAUGAGAAUGUUUGGCUAAAAAGUUUAUACACUGAGCGUGCGUAUUGGGUGUCGGCAUUCUUGAAGGACUGGUUUUGGACUGGGAUGAGUACAACGCAGCACAGCAACAGCAUGAAUGCUUUUUUCGAUGGUUAUGUUCAUGCUAAGACAAACUUGAAAGAAUCUCCUAUCGAAAAGAGAUUUCAAGAGUUGUACACAAAUGCUAAAUUUAGGAAAGUUCAGGUGCAACUUACCAGUAAUAUCGAUUUGGAUGCAGAGUUAAUUAAGAGGGAUGGUGCAGUAAAGACCUAUCUGGUAGAGGACAAAGUUCGUGUGGAAGAGUUCACUAAGUUGGUUAAGUUUUCUGUGGACUUUAGUGAGGAAGAUACAGAUGCUAAAUGUUCAUGUGGUUUAUUUCAGAUGAGGGGUAUAUUGUGUAGGUACAUUUUCGUUUGCCAGCUUGUUCAAGACAAAUCAGCUACUGUCAUUGGUGGAACCCAGCUCAGAGAAACAGUGAUGCAAUUUGGGUUGGAUGGAUCACAACCGGAGCAAAUUGGGUUGGAUGAAUCACAACUGAUAUGGGGCUUGUAUGGUUUGGUUUCAAUGGCUGAUUUUGUGGUCUGCUAUGGUCUAGUAAUAGAUUAUCCUCUGUGA